Molecule: messenger RNA, 857 nt
Organism: Vidua chalybeata
Lineage: Eukaryota; Metazoa; Chordata; Aves; Passeriformes; Viduidae
Product: translation initiation factor IF-2-like
Exons: 2
Coding region: 137-628 (163 amino acids)
Source: RefSeq, a predicted model, not a curated record
AAACAAACAAAAAAAAAAUCCAACUCUGUACAGCUUUUGGUUAUAACUGCUUUAGCAUUAAAAGUUUAUUGUUUUGGAAAGAGCCGGUUUUGACCUCCUCCGGGGCACGGGGCAGCGGGUCCCGUCGCGGGCCCGGAUGGCGCUGCCACCGGGGCCGGGCCGUUGUUUCCGAGCCGGCGAUGCCGGGGGAAGCCCCCUGUUCGCCGCCGCUCUCUCUGCUGUGCCUUUGUCCCCGCCCUCCGCCGCCCGGCGCUUCGCUCCCCCGCCAGCUUCCCGAGCGGCCCGAGGUCGGGCCACGGCGCCGGCGAGCUGGAGCAGCCACGGGGGCAGCGGGCCGCCUCGACGGGGAGGUCCCCACGGAUGCGGAAAAGCCUUCCCGUCUUCAGGAAAGAGGGAUCGAGAUCAAACGUCUCCCCCGAGAAACUCCUCGGCGUUGCACAGGAGCCCCAGGCAACUAGAGCGACGGUGGAAAGCGCCCCUCCCGGCACAUCGCGGGGCUCCCGUUGGCGGGAGGGCGCCGGCUGGCCGGCGGGCUGGCCGCGGCGGCGGCGGGAGCGCCGACGGCCCGGUGCCCCGGCGGGGCGCGGCCAGCCCGGCCGCUCGGCUCCGCAUCCUCCUCCGGCAGUAGGGGCUUGCCGCGGGCUGAGCCCAGCCCCGGGGGCAGGCAGGGACCGCACUACGGCCGCCGCACCUUUGCUGACCGGGGGAGACCCCAGAGCGGCCCGUCUUGAACUUGACUGGGGGCAGAGUGGAAGGACGAGGGGUGGCCCAUCCCCUCCUCUUGCGGCAGGGGCCGCUCGGGCGAGCAACCCGCGGAACCUUGCAUGCUUUGAAAUUUACAUUUGAACAAAUUUACC